UUACAUAUAAUUAGCUAAAAUAUUACUACGUAUUAUCCACGAUGAUUGAUAAAAUGAUAAGGAAAAAUCGGUUACCUUGUUUUUUUUUUUUUUGAGAAAAAAAUAUCUCCCUACUAAUAAACAUUUUCACACAAUUCUUAUAUAUUUGAGCCGUGGAUGGAUCGGGAUUCAUGGCACGAGGCAUCACAUUCAGAAACACCGCCGGAGUCGGAAACGGACAAGCCGUGGCGGUCCGGUGCAGCUCAGAUUUCGCGGUCUUCUAUCACUGCAGCUUUGAAGGCUAUCAAGACACUCUCUACUACCACUCUGACCAUCAAUUCUACCGAGAAUGCGACAUUUACGGCACCGCCGACUUCAUCUUCGGCUUCGGCGCGGUGGUCUUCCAGAACUGCAACAUUUUCGUGCGGAACCCCUCGCCGGGAAACACCAACACCAUCACCGCCGACGGCCGCCGUGACGACGGCGAAAACAGAGUCGGCGGCGGAGCAUGCUUCCACAAGUGCACAGUCACGGCGGCGCCGGACCUGAAGGGCUCCGAGGCCUCCGUGAGGACCUACCUCGGACGGCCGUGGAGCAAUUACUCAACGACCGUCUUCAUGGAGUCAUUUUUGGACAGCUUGAUUGAUCCGGCCGGCUGGUCGGCGUGGAUGGCGGUGGCCCCGCUAAACACUUUAUACUACGGCGAGUAUAUGAACUAUGGGCCGGGGGCGUCAACGGCCCAAAGAGUCAAUUGGGCUGGGUAUCAUGUCAUCAAUGACCCCGCCGAGGCUUCUAAAUUCACCGUGGGAGAAUUCAUCGACGGCGACUCUUGGUUACCCUCCACAGACGUUCCCUUCAUUUCCGGCCUCUCAUAAUUAAUACUCUGUACUCUUUAGAAAGAAAUUAAUUAUUCACUCCUAAUUCAUUUCAAUCACUUGUUGUUUAAUUCAUUGUGUAUAUAUAUUACUUCAAAAAGAAAUGUAUGUAUAGAUAUAUCAUACUACGUAUGUGUUUAUUA
Messenger RNA from Cuscuta epithymum, 997 nucleotides. NCBI's taxonomy places the organism in Eukaryota, Viridiplantae, Streptophyta, Magnoliopsida, Solanales, Convolvulaceae. The record is from the annotation of a GenBank genome assembly.